Molecule: messenger RNA, 906 nt
Organism: Phanerochaete carnosa HHB-10118-sp
Lineage: Eukaryota; Fungi; Basidiomycota; Agaricomycetes; Polyporales; Phanerochaetaceae
Exons: 2
Coding region: 1-906 (301 amino acids)
Source: RefSeq, a predicted model, not a curated record
AUGACCUCUUCUCAGGAUUUCUUGCUGCCUCAGCCUCAGCCUGACCAGGCGUACGUCGAGGUCUCCGCGCUGGAAGCUGGUAUGAUUGACCUUCCCUUCAUCCACAUUGUCCAAGGCGCGGGUCCGGAGGAGGUCUACAGAUGCCCAUCACUCGCCUUCUCCAUCGUCCACAAGCCCUCUGGCACGCAUCUGGUUUUCGAUCUGGGCUUACGUCGCGAUGUCGAGGCCUAUCCUCCCCCGGUCCAUGCCAUCAUUGAAGCCUUUCCCUUCACCGUGCCCCAGAGCGCCGAAGAGUCGCUCGAGGCAGGCGGCAUUCUCCCGGAGGCGGUGCAGACCGUCAUCCUUAGCCACUUACACCAUGAUCACGUCGGUAAUCCCGAUGCGUUCCCAAAUGCGACUUUCAUCGUCGGCCCAGGCAACCGGGAGCUCAUCGAAUCUGGGUAUCCCACCGACCCAAAGUCAGCCAUCUGGCAAUCGACCCCAGUCGAACGCACGCGCUUCCUAUCGUCAUCAGACUUCUCGAUGUCUGUCGGCCCCUUUCCUCGUACGUACGACUACUUCGGGGACGGCAGCCUCUAUCUUGUGGACGCGCCGGGCCAUGUCGACGGGCACAUCAACGUCCUGGCGCGCACGUCGCGCGACGGUUCGUGGAUCUUCCUCGCUGGCGACUCCGCGCACGACACGCGUCUGCUCACUGGCGAGAAAGAGGUUGCGUUCAAUCCAGACGCGAGCGGACUCUUGCGCUGCGUGCAUGUGCACAAGGACAUUGCCAUCGAGCAUAUCCGUAGGGUGGGCUCGCUGCUCAAGGUCCCGAAGGUCCAUGUCGUGCUCGCGCAUGAUAAGGAGUGGUAUGAGAAGAACAAAGGCGGCGGUGCGUUCUUACCUGGAAUCAUUCCGCCCGCGUAG